Molecule: messenger RNA, 513 nt
Organism: Erigeron canadensis
Lineage: Eukaryota; Viridiplantae; Streptophyta; Magnoliopsida; Asterales; Asteraceae
Exons: 2
Coding region: 1-513 (170 amino acids)
Molecular function (GO): zinc ion binding
Source: RefSeq, a predicted model, not a curated record
AUGGCUACAUGGGAAACUUAUGGCAUUGAUGACACCCAUUAUGAAGUUGAUGAUAGAAAGCAUAGAUAUGUCGUUCAUUUAGAUAAUCAAACGUGUGGAUGUCGUAAAUGGCAACUUUCUGGCUUACCUUGUGGUCACGCUAUUGCUGUCUCAAGAUUUUUGAAGCAAAGUAACUAUCUUUCUUUUGCUAAGGAAUGGUUCCACAAACCAGUUUAUCAAGCAACAUACAGAGAAUCAAUCUUUCCUGUUGGGGAUACUGAUGAUUGGGAAAUUCUAGAAGAUGUUGAACCAUUGUUUCCACCACUAAUGGAGAAACGUCAAGCUGGAAGACCCAAAAACAAAGAUCGUAUACCAUCUCAAGGGGAAGUUCCAAUAAAGAAAGGUUGCACUCGUUGUGGUGAAUUUGGACAUAAACGAAGUCAAUUUCAGUCCCCUUUCCCAUCUCAGUCAAAGCCCCCCCGAUCAGGUUCACAAUCUGAAAACAAUGAUGCACUUGAUUUGGAUGAUAUGUAA